Molecule: messenger RNA, 2234 nt
Organism: Pectinophora gossypiella (pink bollworm)
Lineage: Eukaryota; Metazoa; Arthropoda; Insecta; Lepidoptera; Gelechiidae
Gene: Swim
Product: tubulointerstitial nephritis antigen-like
Exons: 9
Coding region: 308-1585 (425 amino acids)
Biological process (GO): proteolysis
Cellular component (GO): lysosome
Molecular function (GO): cysteine-type peptidase activity
Source: RefSeq, a predicted model, not a curated record
GUCUACUACAGUAUUAUCGCAACGCUCUGUGAGCGUACACGCUUGCUGUUCCGAAUUUAAAAUUCCCGCGCGCGCGAAACGACGACUAGACUUUAUUUCUUUUUUGAAAAUAAAAAGAAAAUAACUAUUUAAAGAAAAAUAAAUUUGACAUUUAAUUUAUUUUUAAAAUCAAACAUUUCCAGUCAGUGUUUCGAAAUGGGCAGAUAAUUUAAAUAGUUUUAGUUCGAUCGAAAUUUAAAAGUUUGUGUGUAUGACUUUUUAAAGUUAUUGAUUUUAUAUUUUGUCUUUUUUUGAAGAACAAAACAGAAUGGCAGUAAUGCGAGUAGUCCUACUCUUCGCUGUUUUAAGCCAAGUGGCGGCUUACCACGGGCCUGAUCUUCCACCGGGACCGUACUGCGGCUUGGGCGGCACUCGUGGAGGCUGCUGUACUAACAGGCAGGACAGCUGCUCACAUAAAAUACUUGACACUCUGUGCUACUGUGAUGAGUUCUGCAACAAGACCAGGGUGGUGGACGACUGCUGCCCGGACUACGAGGAGGUGUGCCUGGGCUUGCUACCCCCUUCGCCUGCUGAGCGCGGUGUCUGCAUACUAGGGCAGAAGAAGAUGAACAAAUGCAACAAGUGCACAUGCGACAUAGUGGACAACCGACCCGACUGGAUCUGCGAGUAUGACGUGUGCAUGAUAAGCGAUGACGUCAUCUACGGCGUCAACCAAGGCGGGGAGACUUGGCGCGCCGCCAACUACACCAAGUACUUGGACAAGAAGCUCAAAGACGGACUCGUCUACAGACUUGGAACCUUGCCACUAGACCGGGACACACGUCGCAUGGGCGCCAUCCAGUACAACGAAGACAUCGAAUACCCUCGCAACUUUGACGCGCGCAAACAUUGGCCUAGGUUCAUAUCACCUAUCAUGGACCAGGGGUGGUGUGGGUCUGACUGGGCCGUCUCCAUUGCCAGCAUCGCUUCUGACAGGUUCGCCAUCCAGUCCAACGGAGCUGAGAGUAUGGUGCUGAGUCCUCAGAGCCUGUUGUCAUGCAACGUGAGGGGCCAGAGGGGAUGCGACGGCGGGCACAUCGACGUAGCCUGGAACUUCGCGGGGCAAUAUGGCCUAGUUGAUCUGGACUGCUACCCGUACAAAGCAGCAGUCAAACCCUGUCCAUACAGGAUCACUGGCAACCUGUUGGAGACCGGCUGCACGCCCCGUAUACCCACCAGGACAUCCAAGUACAAAGUCAGCCCACCAUACAGGAUCGUCCGGGAGAAAGACAUCAUGUGGGAGAUCAUGGAGUCUGGACCAGUCCAGGCUGUAAUGACUGUGUACCAGGAUUUCUUCCACUACCGCGACGGCAUCUACCGGCAUACCAGACAUGGGAACCUGAUCGAAUCUGGGCUGCAUAGCGUCAAGAUCAUCGGAUGGGGCGAAGAGAGAGGAGACCGAUACUGGACCGUAGCCAACAGCUGGGGCCAAGAGUGGGGUGAAGAUGGCUACUUCCGCAUUGCGCGCGGAUCCGACGAAUCAGGCAUCGAGUCCUUCGUCAUCGCCGGUUUGAGUGACGUCAGCGAGGCAAACCAGUGGAAAUAACAGCGACAGGAACGACAGGAGCUAAUAUCACCGCUCUGUGUGGUGACAAAAGUGAUAAAAACUAACAAAGGAAUCUUACUUUUAAAUAGCACAAGAAAUUUUGGGUGAUUUUGAGGUUAUGUGUCAAGUUUUGGAAGGAAAGUUUGACAGUUUGGCGGGAAAAGUAGAAAGUUUCUUUGCGCUGGCAUUUUUUUCAGAUUCUUGAAGUCAGUCUAUGUGAUUGGUUGAAUUUAUACAGUGUUGCCAGUAAAAAAAAAAUCUGCUUUUUUUGAUGAACUGUUGGUAAUAUUGCUGCCAAUUUCUACUGUAGUUUAAGUGUUAAAUUGUUGCGACGGAUAAUCAAAUUAUAAUUGUAUAGUUAUAAAAAGGCACUGCCAUGAAACGAUAAAACGAUACGAAAAUACAAGAUUAAAAAAAUAGGAGGGUAACAUUUGGACUAAUAAAUAAGAGUGUUGUGAUCUCUCCAUGUAGAUUGUAAGAAAUUAUAUUUUUCUAAAUUGAAUCAGUAUGUUACGACCAAGUACAUGAAUAGACUAAAAUAGAUUUUAUAUUAUAUAAAUUACAAAAAAAAGUAAAAACAAAAUGUCACUUAGGUCGCAGCACCAAAAAUAAUAAUUUUAUUUUGAAAAAGAAUAAUGCAAGUAAUUUU